AUGAUGAAGAGUAUAAAUAAAGUUAACAAGAGAGGCUCAGAGUCUCGAAUGUGUAUUGUUCGAUCAGCAACAAUGCACAAAUCUUUACAGAGAUGGAAUAGUUGUUCUCAACUUUUAAGUUUACCCCCUCAGGAUACCCAUGUUAGACGUAUUCAUGUUUACGAUUUUGACAAUACAUUAUACCUCUCACCUCAACCCAAUCGUCAGUUUUAUACAAAGCCUCUAUUAGGCACUCUUUAUGGUGGAGAUUUACUCAACGGUCGUGAUUGGUGGUCAGAACCACUUUUUCUCGAAAAAUCUUUUAAUCAAAUGUUAGCCAUUGAAGAUGAGUCGACUAGAGAACAAGAGUUUUGGAACAAAGAAAUUGUUGAUUUAGCAAGAUCCUCAUUUGAAGAUGAGGAAACCGUAUCCAUUUUACUUACAGGGAGGAAAGAAGAACUGUUUGGGCCACUGUUCGAAAAGACUUUGAAACAAUGCAAUGUAACUUUUUUCAAUGCAGUUUGUCUUAAGAAACCCGGAGUUGGUAAUAGCACGAUGGAGUAUAAGACUGCUGUCUUUAGAGAUCUUAUCGAUGAAUACGAGGGUACUCUAGAGGAGCUUACGGUUUAUGAUGAUCGAUUGUCGCAAGUUGAAAAAUUCAAGACUUUCUUUGAUCAAAUAGGUGGUACUUUCCAGACAAUGGCAGUACCAGUAGUACCUCGUUACAGACCUUUGGAUAAUGAAGAAGAGUGUAGAAUGAUCUUAGAGUUAGCAGGACCUGAUAAUGUCAGAUGGACUCCACGUCAAUGCGGAUUUUUCCUCAAUACACAAUCUCAUAAAAACCUUCUAAGUUUCACUUUUAGCUUUUUCCAAAAAAAGUACAAUUGGAAAGUGUUACCGGAGUAUCCAAUGUAUAUACCAUGUUGUCAAUUGGAUCAAACUCCGCCAGCGGAUCAAAUUGCUCGCAUUUGGACUAAUGAUCAAUCGAACAUAGACAUACAAGAAUGUUUGCAAAAAUUCCAAUCACAGGAUCCAUCUUGUGAAAUUAAUUUUAACGUGGUAGAAAUUGGGUACUGUGGCCGUGCCCAUCAAAGGAUACAUGUUUUCUUUAGGGCUGAACCAUGUGAUAAAUCCAGAUACCUAUGGUCACAGUUUAACAAGUUUAUCGUUGUUGGUCGCCGCUACGAUUCCAGUGACGAUAACUCACUUUUACGAAGAGUCGUGGAGGGCAACCAAUCCUCCGUGCGGUGGGUUAAACUAAGGAGACCUAUCAAGAUAAAGACUUAUUUUGGACAUUACGCAAGACUUGAUAAAGGUGCGAAACUGUAA
This is a messenger RNA of Zygosaccharomyces rouxii, 1308 nucleotides long. RefSeq lists its product as uncharacterized. The transcript has a single exon. The record is from RefSeq and is a predicted model, not a curated record. The coding region runs from base 1 to 1308 and encodes 435 amino acids. NCBI's taxonomy places the organism in Eukaryota, Fungi, Ascomycota, Saccharomycetes, Saccharomycetales, Saccharomycetaceae.